Molecule: messenger RNA, 387 nt
Organism: Punctularia strigosozonata HHB-11173 SS5
Lineage: Eukaryota; Fungi; Basidiomycota; Agaricomycetes; Corticiales; Punctulariaceae
Exons: 2
Coding region: 1-387 (128 amino acids)
Source: RefSeq, a predicted model, not a curated record
AUGUUCGGAUAUCUCAUCGCAGCUGCUCGCCACGUCGUCAACACUCUUUACCCUGCCUAUGUGCAGGAAGAUGAGAAUCACGUUCCUCACUCCCUGCCACUCGCCAUCGAGUACACACGCGAAACCGUGACCACUGUCCAGAACAUCCGCUUCCGCACGCACACUUCAAGCUUGGGGGACAUCUUUCAGUUACAGCUAUACGACGGGCCCAACCAGAUCACAGCAGACGUGCAUUUCCAGCGAGCCAUCUACAACAAUGUUGACGAUGUGAUUGUCAUCCUUGCUACUCUAGCUCCUCCCGCUUCACUCCGCCGAGGUCACACCAAGCUUUUCCGAUACUUCGCCUACGAGCACUACGCCAUGCUCUCUAUGGGUUCUCAAGAGUGA